Molecule: messenger RNA, 6540 nt
Organism: Apaloderma vittatum (bar-tailed trogon)
Lineage: Eukaryota; Metazoa; Chordata; Aves; Trogoniformes; Trogonidae
Gene: ZNF462
Product: zinc finger protein 462
Exons: 7
Coding region: 1-6540 (2179 amino acids)
Biological process (GO): regulation of gene expression
Cellular component (GO): nucleus
Source: RefSeq, a predicted model, not a curated record
AUGGAGGUGCUGCAGUGCGAUGGCUGCGAUUUUCGAGCUCCAUCUUAUGAAGACCUGAAAGCUCACAUUCAGGAUGUUCACACUGCUUUUCUGCAGCCAACUGAUGUCUCUGAGGAAAGUCCUAGCCAGCCGAGGUCUGGUUCCAUGAAUGCCAGCAACCAGACUGAGGUUGAAUUUUCUUCUGUAAAGGAUGAAUUUGCAAUUGCAGAUGAAAUAGCAGGGCAAAAUGCUACAAGUCAGAUGGGGACUGGAAGUUACUAUAGCCAGAGCCAGACUUUCUAUGGUCAGCACAUGGCUCCAAACCCUAAACCAACCAACAAGUUUUUCCAGUGCAAGUUUUGUGUGCGGUACUUCCGUUCCAAAAAUCUCCUCAUAGAGCACACACGCAAGGUUCAUGGAGCACAGGCAGGGGGGAGCUCAGUGGGACCAUCAACUACUAGUUCCCUAAAUUACAACAUCAUGAUGUAUGAAGGGUUUGGCAAAGUUUUCAGUUGCCAGUUCUGCACCUACAAGUCACCCAGGCGUGCAAGGAUUAUUAAGCACCAGAAAAUGUAUCACAAAAGCAACCUGAAAGAGAGUUCAACUCCUCCUACUCCUACUGCUGCUGCUGCUAUGUCUGAAUCAACAUCUGCUUCUGUGCCAGUGCAGGAACCCUGCAAGGAGCUGCCUGCAGAGGUGGUGGAGCGGAGCAUUUUGGAAUCCAUGGUCAAGCCUCUGACAAAGUCUAGGGGCAACUUUUGCUGUGAGUGGUGCAGCUACCAGACGCCUCGAAGGGAGCGCUGGUGUGACCACAUGAUGAAGAAGCACCGCAGCAUGGUAAAAAUACUGUCAAGCCUAAGGCAGCAACAAGAUGGAACCGGUGCACCUGAGGUACAGAGUAAGAGUGCUCAGAAUGCCUCUCCAAACUCUAAUUAUAUCUCCAUGAAUGCAACAGGACGUGAGAUAUCGAAUGCUAAUGUUUCAAACUUUAGGAGCUCUAUGGGCAGUUCCCUUAUCAGGCCCAACUCUUCUACAUCUUCCAAGUUUUCUUCUGUGUCUUACCCUCCAAUAAAGCCUAAGUCACCUCACAACUCGGGCAUGGUUAAUUUGUCUGACAGGUCCCGCUAUGGAAUUGCUGAUAUGACGAAUUCUUCUGCUGACCUGGAAACAAGCAGUAUGCUAAAUGACUCCAGCUCGGAUGAAGAGCUAAAUGAAAUGGACAGCGAGAAUGGCUUGAACUCCAUGGAUCACCAGACCUCAGGAAUGUCUGCAGAGCAGCUGAUGGGAUCUGAUGGCAACAAACUAUUGGAAACAAAGGGAAUUCCCUUUAGAAGAUAUAUGAACAGGUUCCAGUGUCCUUUUUGCCCUUUUCUGACAAUGCACCGUCGAAGCAUUUCCCGUCACAUUGAGAACAUCCACCUGUCUGGGAAGACAGCUGUGUACAAGUGUGAUGAAUGCCCUUUCACCUGCAAGAGUUCGCUGAAGCUUGGUGCCCACAAGCAGUGUCACACAGGAACAACAUCAGACUGGGACGCUAUGAACUCUCAGACUGAAAGCAUCGCCUCCUCUUUGAACGACAGCACAGUAUCUUAUGAGAGUGGAAAUAUAAAUGGCAGGAAGUCAGCUGGGAUGAUGGAACCGGUGCAGGCGCAGCAGCAACAGCAGUCACCCCAGCCCCAUUCACAGCAUCCAUACAAAUGCACAAUGUGCAACUAUUCCACCACAACUUUGAAAGGUCUCAGAGUCCAUCAGCAGCACAAGCAUUCAUUCUGUGACAACUUGCCCAAAUAUGAUGGACCACCGUCAAACACACCGCAAGAGAAUGAGGCAGAUGCUCACCCCUCAGCCAGCACAGUGAAGAAGAGCCAGACCUCCAUCCUUGGGCUCUCAUCUAAAAACAACUUUGUUGCUAAAGGCCCUAGGAAGGUGUCAAAUGACUUCCCUUUAGAUCUCUCGCCAGUGAAGAAGAGAACCAGAAUUGAUGAAAUAGCAAGCAACUUGCAGAGCAAAAUCAGCCAAAACAAGCAGCAAGAAGAUGCUGUGAUUAAUGUAGAGGAUGAUGAAGAAGAGGAGGAGGACAAUGAGGUGGAGAUAGAAGUGGAAUUAGACAGAGAAGAAGAGCAAACAGAACCGAUGAUAGAGGUUUCCAGUUCUUACGCACCCCAGCAAAUGUGGGGCAGAGAGGCUAACGAUUCCCAGAAGGAGACAAACUUCAGAAGCAUGCAGCAUGACUACAAUUCUACCAAUGGAGCGGAGAUUGAGCUCACUUUAUCUGAAGAUGAAGAAGACUAUUACUCGUCUGUCAGCAUGAAGGACCAUCAGAGCCCGAAUGCCUCUGUUCUUGGGAGCCAGUCAAACAUGUAUGGUACUGAUCAGAACAACGAGAAUUCAGAGUUUAAUGACUCUGGCAGACUUUACUAUUGUAAACACUGUGACUUCAGCAACAAAUCUGCCAGAAGUGUAAGCACCCACUACCAGCGAAUGCAUCCCUAUAUUAAAUUCAGCUUUAGGUAUAUUCUGGAUCCCAAUGAUCACAGCGCAGUAUACCGGUGUCUUGAGUGCUACAUUGACUACACAAAUUUUGAAGACUUACAGCAGCAUUAUGGAGAGCAUCAUCCUGAAGCCAUGAAUGUACUGAACUUUGAUCAUUCUGAUCUGAUCUACCGCUGCCGCUUCUGCUCUUACACAAGCCCGAAUGUUAGAAGCCUGAUGCCCCAUUACCAAAGAAUGCAUCCCACAGUGAAAAUUAACAAUGCAAUGAUAUUUUCAAGCUAUGUUGUUGAGCAGCAAGAAGGGCUGAACACAGAGUCUCAGACACUGAGAGAGAUCUUGAAUUCUGCUCCAAAAACUAUGGCAACCUCCACCCCCGUGGCUCGUGGAGCUGGUGUGCCAGCUGGUUUCAACAAAAGUGCCGCCAAGAGUUUUAGUCCUGAAUGUGAAAAUCAGAAAGAACCUUCAGUCAAUAGUGUGGUUGUUUAUGACUGUGAUGUGUGUUCAUUUGCAAGCCCUAACAUGCAUUCUGUGUUGGUGCAUUACCAGAAAAAACACCCUGAAGAAAAAGCAUCAUAUUUCAGAAUUCAGAAGACCAUGCGUGUAGUCUCUGUUGAUAGGGGCUCUGCCCUGGCUCAGAUGUCUUUUGAGUUGGGGACACCUGUCUCCCCAAAAUUAUCCAACUUGGCUUCUCAGCCUGCCCCCCCACCCCCUCCGGACCUCGCUACAGAACUCUACUAUUGCAAACAUUGUUCAUACAGCAACCGCUCAGUUGUGGGAGUGCUUGUCCACUACCAGAAAAGACACCCAGAGAUAAAAGUCACUGCCAAAUACAUCAGACAGGCACCCCCUACUGCAGCGAUGAUGAGGGCUGGUGAGCUGCCACCUGGUAUUCAGAGGCCACCGGUGUCAAUGCAGCAGUUGAGCCGAGGUGGAUCUGAGACCUCUGUGAAUCCUCCAGAGAAUGAGAUGUUCUUCUGCCAACACUGUGAUUAUGGAAAUCGGACCGUGAAAGGCGUGCUCAUUCAUUAUCAAAAGAAGCAUCGUGACUUCAAAGCUAAUGCAGAUGUGAUCAGGCAGCAUACAGCCACCAUUAGAAGCCUUUGUGAUCGCAGCCAGAAGAAGUCGGCUGGCAGUGUGCCUGCUCACACCUCCAGCACUGAACGGGACAAGUCAAAGCUGAGAGCCCUCAAAUGCAGGCAGUGUAGCUACACAUCACCCUACUUCUAUGCAUUGAGGAAGCAUAUUAAGAAAGACCAUCCGAAUCUGAAGGCCACGGUCACCUCCAUUCUGAGAUGGGCAUUUUUGGAUGGCUUGAUAGAAGCUGGUUAUCACUGUGAAUGGUGCAUUUAUUCACACACAGAACCAAGUGGUUUGCUUGUACAUUACCAAAGGAGACAUCCUGAGCAUUAUGUUGACUAUACAUAUAUGGCAACUAAACUCUGGGCGGGUCCUGAUCCUUCCCCUCCUGCCCUAGUGAUGUCAACAGAGAUGAAGACCUAUAAAUGCAGAGACUGCAUUUUUGAAGCAUCUUCCAUUUGGGAUAUUACUAAUCACUACCAAGCAUUUCACCCAUGGGCCAUGAAUGGAGAUGAAUCUGUGUUGCUAGACAUCAUCAAGGAGAAAGAUGCUGCGGAGAAAUCCAUCCCACAGCCUGAUGAAGCUGGAGCCAGGAUGGAUUCUGAAGACCAGAUCACAACGUCACAGAUGGAUCAGGAUGCAGAAUGUGCAGAAGAUCCUAGCCUUUCCCAGGAAAAAACUGUUCAGCUGGCUUCUGCAAACCCUGCCAUCUCCUCCACUCCAUAUCAAUGUACAGUUUGCCAGUCUGAGUACAAUAACCUGCAUGGCCUUCUGACACAUUACGGCAAAAAGCACCCUGGCAUGAAAGUGAAAGCUGCGGACUUUGCUCAGGAUAUAGACAUUAACCCAGGGGCUGUGUAUAAAUGUAGACAUUGCCCAUACAUCAAUACACGUAUUCAUGGUGUUCUCACACACUACCAGAAACGGCACCCAUCAGUAAAGGUCACUGCUGAAGACUUUGUGCAUGAUGUGGAGCAAUCAACUGAUAUUGCUCAGAACGAUGUGGAAGAGACAAGCAGGAUUUUCAAGCAAGGCUAUGGUGCUUAUCGGUGCAAGCUCUGCCCAUACACCCAUGGAACACUUGAGAAGCUGAAAAUUCACUAUGAGAAGUACCACAAUCAACCUGAAUUUGAUGUUUUUGCCCAGUCACCACCAAAGGUGUCUGCCUCAGUGGAGCCAGACUUGAUGACUGAAAUCAAGGCCUCCCCAGAAAUUGCUGCUGAGGAUGUUGGAGAAGUCUCUGUGCCAGCACCUCAUUUCUCCAGUUCUCAUUUAGUGUCUCACACAGUUUUCCGGUGUCAGCUCUGCAAAUACUUCUGCUCGACCCGGAAGGGGAUAGCGAGACACUACCGCAUCAAACAUAACAAUGUUCGGGCACAGCCAGAGGGCAAGAACAACCUGUUCAAAUGUGCCUUGUGUUCAUAUACCAACCCUAUCCGCAAAGGGCUCGCGGCACACUACCAGAAAAGACAUGACAUUGAUGCUUACUACACUCACUGCUUAGCAGCCUCCAGGACGGUAAGCGACAAACCCAAUAAAGUGAUCAUUCCAUCUCCUCCCAAGGAUGACACUCCUCAGUUAAGUGAGGAGCUGAGGAGGGCUGUAGAGAAGAAGAAGUGCUCACUUUGUUCCUUCCAGUCCUUCAGCAAAAAGGGUAUUGUGUCUCACUACAUGAAGCGUCACCCUGGUGUUUUCCCUAAGAAGCAGCAUGCGAGCAAGCUGGGGGGCUACUUCACUGCUGUGUACGCUGAUGAGCAUGAAAAGCCAGUUCCAGCUGAGGAGAGGAAUGACUUUGAAAAGCCAGAGGUGGAGACUGAAGCUCAGGAAAUUGAGUGGCUUCCCUUCAGGUGCGUAAAGUGUUUCAAGCUGUCCUUCAGCACAGCAGAGCUGCUGUGCAUGCAUUACACUGACCACCACAGCAAGGAUUUGAAGAGGGACUUUGCCAUACUGGGAAGUGGCACCCGCUCUCAAAGCCCUGUCUACCAGUGCAAGCACUGUGAUACGAAAUUGCAUAGCACAGCAGAGCUGACCGCACACUUGAAUGGUCACAACGAGGAAUUCCAGAAGCGUGCCAAACGUCAGGAGAGGAGGAAGCAGCUUUUGAGCAAGCAGAAAUAUGCAGAUGGUGCUUUUGCAGAUUUCAAACAAGAGAGGGCUUUUGGGCACUUGGAAGAUGUUACAAAACUUAAGGAGAGGAAGGUGGUUGGCUACAAAUGCAAAUUUUGUGUAGAAGUCCAUCCAACGCUUCGAGCCAUCUGUAAUCACCUCCGCAAGCAUGUCCAGUAUGGGAAUGUCUCAUCUGUUUCAGCUACAGUAAAGGGUCUGCGAUCUCACGAGAGGAGUCACUUGGCUCUCGCCAUGUUUGCCCGGGAAGACAAGUACAGCUGCCAGUAUUGCUCCUUUGUCUCUGCUUUCAGACACAAUUUGGAUCGUCAUAUGCAGACCCAUCAUGGACACCAUAAGCCGUUUCGCUGCAAACUGUGCCCGUUCAAGUCCUCUUACAAUAGCCGCCUGAAAACCCAUAUACUCAAGGCUCAUGCUGGUGAACAUGCCUACAAAUGUUCCUCCUGCACAUUUUCCACCAUGACAAUCAGCCAGCUGAAAGAGCACUCCUUGAAAGUGCAUGGGAAAGCACUGACACUACCAAGACCCCGCAUUGUCAGCCUUGCAGCCUCACACGCCCACCACACCUCCAAGAACCACACUCCUGCAGACUCUAAUGACUCUUCAUACUCUGAGCCUCCUGAUGUUCAGCAGCAGUUGAACCACUACCAGUCUGCAGCUUUGGCCAGAAACAACAGCAACAUCAGCCCAAUCCCACUUUCUGGGAGUGCUGCAGGCAUGGAAAAAACAGAAGCCAUCCUUAACUGUGAAUUUUGUGAAUUCUCUUCGGGUUACAUACAGAGCAUUCGGCGUCACUACCGUGACAAGCAUGGAGGGAAAAAACUCUUCAAGUGCAAAGAUUGUUCCUUUUAUACAGGCUUUAAGUAA